Aspergillus piperis CBS 112811 is the source of this 924-nucleotide messenger RNA. RefSeq names its product retinol dehydrogenase. The record is from RefSeq and is a predicted model, not a curated record. Bases 1 to 924 code for a protein of 307 amino acids. NCBI's taxonomy places the organism in Eukaryota, Fungi, Ascomycota, Eurotiomycetes, Eurotiales, Aspergillaceae. The transcript is spliced from 6 exons.
AUGAGUAAUACUUCGCAUGAUUUCAUCCCCGAUCUCACUGGGAAAGUCGCCAUCGUAACGGGUGGACACACAGGACUCGGCUUCGGCACCAGCAUCGAACUUGCGAAACAUGGCGCCCGGGUGUAUAUUGCCAGUCGGUCAGGCACGAAGUUCAAGGCUGCAGAGCGGGAUAUCCUUUCUGAGUGCCCAGAUGCAGAUUUGCGGUUUCUGAUGUUGGAAUUGGCCGAUUUGAAUAAUGUGCGGGAGGCAGCAAAGAUGUUUGCUCAGAGGUUCUUCUCCUCCUCAGGCAUGGCUUACUCGUUCCAGGUUAUGUGCGUUCCAUACGAGGAGACAACGGAGGGGUUUGAGAUGCAGAUAGGGGUGAACUAUAUCGGCCAUUUCCUGUUCACAAAAUUGCUGAUCCCGAUACUCCAGAAGACAGCAGAAAUGACCGAAAAGGGAAGCGUGCGUAUUGUGAAUGUAUCUAGCGACGGGCACGCCAAACUCGCACCUAAGGAGGGCAUAAUAUUAUCAGACAUGAACAUGAAGGAUAAUUUCUCUGUCUGGGCCCGAUAUGGCCACUCGAAGCUUGCCAACGUUCUGCAUUCGAAAGCAUUGGCGAAGAGGUAUCCAAACAUUCUUACAUUGUCCUUGCAUCCGGGAACGGUAAAGACGAACCUAUCCGCAGGGCCGAUCUCGUCAACUCCGCUCUAUCGGCUGAUAAAGCCUCUUGUUGAGCUGGGUGCGCCUGGUCCACGGAAGGGGGCAGCGAAUAUUCUUUUCGCCGCCGUGUCGCCGAAGCUACGGCUAGAGUGCGACAAUGGAGCAUAUCUGCUGCCAAUUGGAAAGGUGUCUGCGCCUAGUAAAGUGGGAUCAGACCCGAAGAUGGCGGAGGAUCUCUGGGAGUGGACGAUGAAGGCCCUUAGAAGUCGAGGGUAUGAAUAG